This is a messenger RNA of Schistocerca piceifrons (Central American locust), 2697 nucleotides long. RefSeq names its product anoctamin-10 (gene Axs). The transcript is spliced from 16 exons. Gene Ontology annotation, molecular function: chloride channel activity. Lineage: Eukaryota; Metazoa; Arthropoda; Insecta; Orthoptera; Acrididae. Gene Ontology annotation, biological process: chloride transmembrane transport. Bases 224 to 2485 code for a protein of 753 amino acids. Gene Ontology annotation, cellular component: plasma membrane. The record is from RefSeq and is a predicted model, not a curated record.
UACAGUGCGGUUGAAAUCCUUGGUUACUAUACACGUCGUGGCUACGAUCCAAGGUUCGUGUAACAUUUCCAAUGUUGCGGCCGCGCAAACAGUGAUCAUUAAACGCCGAAGAGGACGGAUGUGUAUUUACUUAGCAGAUACCAAGCAGAAUCCAGAGGUUUCGUAGCAGUGGAUACACGGUCAUGCUCUUGUGACUGGGCCCAUACGUCGCAGCGGCGGCACCAUGGACGACUCCCACCAAGCGUACAGUCGCUUCAACCGGCCCAACACCAUCUAUGAGGAAGCUCGUAGGUCGACGGGCGGCUCGGACGUGCUGGCGGACCUGGACAGCGACAACAGCUCGAGCAGCGUCGGAACCGGCUCGACGGGAGACCCCGGAGAGGGAGUCGUCUUCCCGCCCACCUACCUGGUGCUGUCGUUCGCGCGACACGUCCGGCCCGAGGCGCUGCGCUGGCUCGUCGACAAGAUCCGCGGCAAGCGGCGGGACGGCGGCGCCGAGCUGUUCGUGCGGAGACAGCCGCUCAGGCACGGAGAGGGCGUGACACUGCACAUCUCGGCAUCCAAGAUCAAGUUCCUGGAAGUGGCGGAGGAGCUGGAGCUGCGGAAGCGCGACUCGGCGGGCCUGAUGCGCGAGUUCCUGGUGAGCCAGCUGGAGGACUUCCUGGUGGACGGCAUGCACGUCGACGACUUGCUCACCACGGCCGACCGGCAGGCCAUCGUGCGCCACGAACUCGAGAACAUCCGUGCCCUGCCCGGCGACUCUUGUGUGCCCGGCUACCCGCAGCACCGCCUCUAUGAGGGGCAGUCCAUAGUCCAGGUGUGCUUGCACUGGGGGAUCCUGGAGAGGCUAUACCCACUACACGACCACGAGGAGCUGGACAGACUGGGCAAGCAGUGGUACCGCUCCAUCUUCCAGCAGCAGCCGUUUGAGGACAUCCGGCUGUACUUCGGCGACUCGGUGGCGCUCUACUUCAACUUCGUGAGCUUCUACACGACGGCGCUGCUGGCGCCCAUGGCGCUGGGCUUCCUGCAGCUCUUCCUGUCCUACGAGACGCUCGCCUUCUUCUGCCUCUUCAACGUCAUCUGGGUCACCGUCUUCCUAGAGAUGUGGAAGCGGCGGUGCAGCGAGCUGGCCUUCUCCUGGGGGACCAUCGACAUGACGAGCCUGGACGAGCCGCGGGCCAACUUCCGCGGCCAGAUGGCGCUGGACCCCAUCACGGGGCGCAUGCAGCCGCAGUUUCCCCGCUGGCAGACCAACCUCAGGCUGGACAGUCUGUACUGUCAUGAUGUACUUCUCUUACACGUCCAAUUUCGGUCAGAGUGGCUACUUGACUAUUUUAAAAUGUACUGCGUGUCGCUACCCAUCGUGGCGCUGUGCAUGGCGGGCGCAUUCGUGGUGAUGUUGUGCUCCUUCUGGGCAGAAGACUGGGUGAUGAGCCUGCACCGCGAGAGAGGUCUGCCGCACGCCGAGAUCUUCAUCCUGCUGCCGUCCGUCGUCUACACGGCGCUCGUCUUCGUCAUGAACGCUUACUACAGACGACUCGCCACCUACCUCACCGAGUGGGAAAACCACCGCACGCAGUCCCAAUUUGAGAGGCAUCGUGUUACUAAAUUAGUGCUUUUCGAGUUUGUUAACAACUUCAUGUCUCUCUUCUAUAUCGCGUACUACAUUCAAGAUAUGGAUUUACUCAAAUACCAAGUCGCUGUGAUGUUGAUCAUCCUACAGACAAUAAACCACUUCCAGGAGUGUUUCCUGCCGCUUAUCAUGAAGUACGGGGGUAGCAAGAUAUCGAGCUUGCUGUACGGCGACGAGCUGGCGACCAAGGAGUCGAUGAAGAAGGUGGCGCCGGCGACGGCGUCCGAGUUCGCGGCGGUGUCUGAGGUGCUGCACGACGUGCCCGAGCUGGACGCAGACGACCCGCGAGUCCAGCAGGCGCGGGAGGAGGGCCUCAUGGAGCCCUACGAGGGCACGUACGACGACUACCUGGAGAUGUUCGUGCAGUUCGGCUACGUGUUCCUGUUCUCGUCGGCGUACCCCAUCGCCGCCUUCUGGGCCGUCUUCAACAACGUCAUCGAGAUCCGCGCCGACGCCUUCAAGCUGUGUCGCGUCUACCAGAGGCCGAUGGCCCGCAGAGUCAAGGACAUCGGCGCCUGGCAGCGCGCGUUUGAGGCGGUGGGGGCGAUGUCGGUGAUGACGAACUGCGGCCUGCUGUCGCUGUCGCCGCAGCUGCGUGGCCUGGCGCCCGAGCUGUCGUCUGUGGAGUGGCUGCUGCUGUUCGUGAUGCUGGAGCACGGCCUGCUGGCCGUGCGCUACGUGCUGCACCAGGUCAUCCCGGAGCGGCCCAUGUCGGUGCGCGUCGCGCUCGCGCGCCUCAACUACCUGUCCAAGCAGGCGCUCAAGCACGAGCGGAUGCUGAAGACGCGGCGGCACGCGCUCACAAGGAAGUACCGCACCAUCCACGGUCCGCACAACCGCAACCAGUAGCGAGCCUGGAUCUACAAUCUACAGCAGUCUACAUUCUGCAGGCGCCAGCCGCGACCGCGGUCUCUCUGACGUCACCGCAGUCGCCACCUGUCAUGCCUUGGCCGUGCUCACUUUUGUACUCUUGUUGACAUUUUUACAUUGUUACUUAAUUUAUAUAACACGUUUGAUGAUAUUGUUCCUCUCUGGUUGAAAAAUAAAUAUUUAUGUUUGUA